CCGUGCGUGCUUUAACAAUUAAAAAUAAAAAUAAAAUUACUACAGUAAAGCACAUCCGGUCAAACCCGACAAAAACGUUCAAGAAUCUAUCAGUCAAUAGAAAUAAAUAUAAAUUUCCCAGAAACAUGGUUGCACCGAGACUAAAGAAGAAAGUGCCAGUGCAGGUAUGAGCGGGCCAGUUGCGCCCGCUCGCCAUCGGUCACUAUAGGAAGAGCUUUCAUUGCUCGGUGGAAAAACGUAGUUUAGCCAACGACGCGCUGGGGGAAGAGGAAAGGGAGUGGAAGUCAAGAUGAGCAUCUCCCAGGACAGUGUAUCUACGGUCGUCUGCCGGGAGGUUUUCGACGAGAACUCCCAGCCGUCCGAGAAAGAGGUAUUGGAGCACGCCCGCAAGCUAGGCAUCGACCCAGACAACGAGCCCCAACUCCUAGAGCUGGCUCGCGAGGGUCUUAUGGCUGCAUUGCCAAAGGGCUGGAUCCCAGUCUACGAUGAAAAUACGAACACGCACUACUACUACCAACGCAAGACCAACACCACCACUUGGGAGCACCCGAUUGAUGCGGUUUACCGUGACUUGAUUGCCCAGGCACGCGCCACUGCCAAUCCAACUAAUCCAAUAGCCAUCGCAGUGGCAUCCUCAUCAUCCUCGUCGUCGAGCAGUAACCGACGUCGGGCGAGCGUCGGCGAAGACUUGCCAUCGGAAGCCGAAGCUGUCAGAGGCACAAAAACACUAUCACUGACAGCAGUGGCAACAGCAGCAGUAGCGGCAAGUCGUUGGGACUUGCCCAGGCCAGCGACGGCCGGUUUGCCACCACCAGUUCCUCAGCAGUUAAAAUCACCGUCCACGCGAAUACCAAAAAAACUGGCCCCACUGAAGAGGCAUCGAAGCGAGAGCUCGUCCGGUUUUCCCAGGCGCUCGGAAUCGUCCCUCGAUCGGUUGACCCGAGCUUGGAAAAGCGGUGACUCUGAGGUGGAGUCGAUCAGCACAAAGUCGUCACUGUCCAGUGAUCGUGUGGCCAGAGACUAUACGAAUCUGAGGUUUCAGGAUCCUGAAUUUUACGAGAGUCCUAGGGUUAUCGAAACCGCAAAGAAAAAACUGGACCUACGGGACGUCUUAAGACGCUCGGAAUCUCUAAGUCCACGCCACGAAAAAGACUGGAAACAGCUGAACAGUCGUUUCAGCUCCGAGGAGAACAUCAUCGACAUCGACCACCUUAGCGCGACAUCUUUGGGGACCAAGCCACGCACACCUGAUACUUCGCUCAGCAAAGCGGCCGCAGAUGUCCCAAGUUCAGUUGGACAAAAACCUCAACUGCAAGAACAGCAACAAUGCAACCAACAACAACCCAAAGAGCUGAUACUCAGCGGUGGUGGCUCGAUUUUCCUCAAAAGUAACAGAAGUCGCGACACGACGCCAUGUCACGACGAAGUAAAAACGUUUCCGGAUCAACAACAGCCCGGCACCAGUGGCUUAAGUGUGCCGAGUGGCAGUAAUGAGGAUAUGAACGCUUCUUGUGGAUCUGACAGGCUGAAGUCUAUUUUGAGGGAUAAAAUCAGCGAAGAUGGUAAGUUGACAGAUGACAGACACAUGGACGAGGAGCGCAAGAGCGUUCGGUUCGAUCUGCAAAAGGUGGCCAUCCUUAACUCAUCGGUAACAAAAUUUAACGAUAGUGAAUCCGAAAAAGAAGAUACCGAUGAGGACAGUGAGCCCGAUGAGCGAGUCGAUCGGUUGUCCACGGCCUUGGCCGAAAAACGAGCAGCAGCAGUUUUGUCCCUUCAGAAGGUGCUCAAUCGCCAGAGUACUGACUCCGAGGGCAGUGGUUCCUUUGGCAAGAAAGCGGAGAUCGAGUCCAAAUCGUCGAAAGUCGUAGCGAGACGUUUUGUCGUGGAAAAUGUCACGGAAAAAGAACAUCAGCUGCAACAGCAAAGAAACAAAUCCGCGGACACAGAUGAUGAGUGUGCAAACGGCAAAUUCGAAAACAUCAAACACAUCGAUCUGGUGUCCAAGAGCGACUCGGAGAGGAAUACUCUAAGAAGUAGUGGUGACUCGAGGUCAAAUUUUUUGGAUGAGCUGAGGAAGAGCAAGGAUAUCAUGCUGGAGAACAUGAAGAAAUCCGAGAUCAGGGCCAAGAUAAAGGAAGAAGAGGAGAGUAGGUCAGGCACAUGGUCGAGUAAGAUCUUGAAGAGCCUAGAGUUGUCGAAAGAGGGCAAAUGUCCGGCAAACUCGGCUCUGAUGCUGGAAGUGGUGAAGACCAAUUUGAUUAAGGUGCACGAACAGGAUAUGAAGAUGUUCAAACAGGAACUCGAAGACAAGUUGGAGGAAACAAAGAGGUACCUGGAGUCUGAGUUUAACGACCAGAAGUUGUCGUUGGAGGCCAGUUUGCAGGAAAGGCUAAGUGAAUUAAAGAAAGAGAUGGCUGACAAGGAGGAGAAAGAAAUCCAAAAGCUCGUGGCUGAUAUGGACGUAAUACGAGCUGAGAACCUGAAGAAGGUUAGAAGCGAAUUGGAGAUAUGUUACGAGAAAGAAAGGCAGGACAUAUUGGCAAACCUCAAGAUCGAACUGGAUCAGAGGAAGCGCGAACUGUUGGAGCUGAGGUCGCAGGAGAUAUCAAAGCUGGAAAGCGAACACGAAAAAGGACUUGACGAUGAGAGGCACGUAAAACUGGGUGAAAUUGAAGUUACGAAACAACAUGGCGAAAAGAUAGAGAAUCUGAAGAAGGAGUUAGACAAAGAUUUUAAUAAUGUAAGGGCGGAUCUGAGAAAUCAGCAGAGGGAGAAGAUCAUGAAGAUCAAGGACGACCAUGAGAAGUGUCUUGCUGACAUUUUAAGGGAUUUCAAAACAGACGAAGCUAUAACGCGGAAAAUGUACAAACAGAGGCUUGACGAGAUACGUGCCGAUCAUGCAAAGGACAUCGAAAACGAGAUAAAAAAACUAAAUGACUCAGCAAAUCGUCAAGAAAAUGGAGAUAGUGACAAAUUGCGUUACGAAAAACGAUUGGUUGAAGAUAAGUAUAACAUAUUGAAAGAAAAGUAUCUGAAGUUGAAAAAAGACAUGCGAGCGGCUAUAGAGAAAAGGAAUCGACGUAAGGAAUUGGCCAAUGCAACGGCUUCAGAGACUGAGAUGUCAACCUCGACAAGGACGAGAACUGAUCGGACCGAGUCAUCGGACCAAAAAUCGCCGCUAACGAAGACAAAUUCGAUCUCGAACUCCAAGUCCAAGGAGAUUCCCGGCCAAAAUCCCGAUGUGCUGAGAGACCAACCGCGUCAGCAGCAAUCAGCAGCACAGCAACGCGUCAUCGUCAAGUCGUCAAUUGCCCCGAUGACCAAUCAAGUCUCGACGCCAACGUCACCUACGAUACCAGACAUGGUGCAACAGGCACCCAAGUCCCAAAAAUUCGAGUCCGAUGAUACGACGACGUGCAGCGAAGCGACCUCAAAUCUGCUGAUGAACAAGCGCAAAAGGGUUUUCACGAAAAAGCAGCCGAACGCUGGUGCUAACAAGAUGAACAACAACACUCUGGCUGACAACCCCGUGGAGAACAUCAGGAAGCAGCUUGAGAAGCUUGAGGAUCUCGGGGAUCAGCUGCCCAGCAACGAUACAGCCUAUACCGUCAGAUAUCCAUUCCAGGACAAGUCACCAACCAACGUGUCAUCUGAGCUCGAGUUUUUCAAGCACCGUAUCCACCUCGAGCGCGAUUUUGUGAAAAGGGCUCGAGAGGCACUGCGCCAGCAGAGAAGUGCUUUCCAGAGCAGACAAAGGGCGUGGAAGCAACGUAGCUCCAGAGCGACCCUCGAUCAGAUAGUCAAGGAGGAACGCGAGCUGUCGGACAUGGAGGUGAGUUUGCACCGGACGCGCAGCCUCCUGGGCGAGAAGGUGAUUCAUUUGCGUCAUUUGGAACAAUCACUCGAGAGGGUGGCCAACGCCAGACGAAGCGAGAACGAAGUCAACGCCGCGGCAAUUGGUGGUGGCGCCAACAAGAGCGACGAGCUCACUCUGAGCGACAUGUCGAGCGCCAGCAGCGGGUUCAGCUCCACGGACCUUGGCACUGACAUCAUCGAAGAUUGUUUGUGUGCUCUUGGUCAUAAAGAAACGACGGAAAAAAUAGCGGCAAGUCUGGAGAGCCUUAACUCGGAAAUACGCGAGAUUUGGGGUGUGUUGAAUAAACGCCAGGAGAGCGGAGUGAUGGCCUCGAUGCCACCCCUGCCACCGGCGGCCCUCAUGUACACGGACCUGUCCUGGUACCCUUACCAGCAUCAAUUAACCAGCCAGCCAUCAGCCGGUGCUGCAGCUUUUGGCACUCCAAACAUCCAGUCAAACAUCUUGUCACAGUUAACAGGCUCCCACCCACCAUCCGGUACGACCCAGAACAUAAUAGCCCAAUACGGGCCAACGAGCGGCUACACAACAAGCGUCGGUACAGUAGAACAGAUGCCGGCCGGUUCGGGCAAUCUCAUUGAGCGCACUCGCAAUUUGAAAGACUGGCUGCGCCAGGCACGUAUCGAGACCUCGGACCUCGUCAGUCCUGGACAGGCUACGCUCUAAGCGUACUCGUAUGCUCAUUAAUUUACUAAUGCACAUUGAUUUGCAUAGUUUAUUGGAAUCACGAGGACUAGCGAUUUAUAGGUUAUGGGUUACCUCUCGUAGAUAAAUAGUUGGGAUUGAAGUCAGACUGUAAAUUUUUUUGAACCUGGGCCUAAAGUGUAUACUUGAACUAGUGCAAUCAUUUCAGAUCUAGUCCUAUGAAUGUAACUCUAUGUAUGUAAAUAAGGGAGAUAUUGAAUUGUAAGUUAAUGAGAUUAUCAGGAUAACGAAACUACUGAAAAAUCUAUUCAAUCAUUAUGCGCAUUACUGUGAAGCUGGAUGUUAAAAAAAAACAACAAUUUUAAAAAGCAUUAGGAGUGAUGUAUAGUUAUAAUGUUGAUGGAUUUUAUCCACUGAUUUUAAAGGCUUUUAAAAAAACAUUAGUUUUUACUAAUAGAAUUUCUAGUUAGUGUUGACAUUCAUAAUUGCGAAGAAAAACGAGAAAAACCU
This is a messenger RNA of Copidosoma floridanum, 5029 nucleotides long. RefSeq names its product centrosomal protein 164 (gene Cep164). The record is from RefSeq and is a predicted model, not a curated record. Gene Ontology annotation, molecular function: protein binding. NCBI's taxonomy places the organism in Eukaryota, Metazoa, Arthropoda, Insecta, Hymenoptera, Encyrtidae.